This is a messenger RNA of Boleophthalmus pectinirostris (great blue-spotted mudskipper), 1498 nucleotides long. It is a transcript of the gene mkrn2, whose product is annotated as makorin, ring finger protein, 2. Gene Ontology annotation, molecular function: metal ion binding; ubiquitin protein ligase activity. The coding region runs from base 109 to 1263 and encodes 384 amino acids. The transcript is spliced from 10 exons. The record is from RefSeq and is a predicted model, not a curated record. NCBI's taxonomy places the organism in Eukaryota, Metazoa, Chordata, Actinopteri, Gobiiformes, Gobiidae. Gene Ontology annotation, biological process: protein polyubiquitination.
ACUCAUUUGGCGCUCGCUCCGGGCUGUGACGCGUUGUUUUAUUUAAUUUUUUUUUAAACUCUCUCGUUUCUCUCCGGAUAUUCACCCGAGACUCACCUGAGCGCGAGGAUGGGCACUAAACACGUGACCUGCAGGUACUUUCUUCACGGCGUGUGCAGGGAGGGCAGUAACUGUCAUUUUUCUCAUGAUGUUCAGAACAGUUCUCCGUCUCUGGUUUGUCGUUAUUACCAGCGAGGAGCGUGUGCCUACGGAGACCGCUGCAGGUAUGACCAUGUCAAAGCCACGCCCAGAGGGGGAGGAGCCAGUGCCCAGACCGCCACAGGGGGCGGGGCCUCAGGUCAGAGGAGUGUUUUGUCCGUCGGCUCGUCGGCGCCUCCUGCCGUGUUUUACCCCCCACAGUCGUACGUGGAGGCAACAAGGACCGGACUGCACCCCCCAGUGGCUCCAGACUCCGCCCCCUUGUGUCCUUAUUUGUUGACGGGGGAGUGUCGCUAUGGUGACGAGUGUGUGUAUCUCCACGGCGACCGCUGUGAGGUGUGUGGCCUCCACCUGCUGCACCCGACGGACGCCGCGCAACGCCGCGAGCACGAGAAGUUGUGUCUGUUGGAGUUUGAGGCCGACAUGGAGAACGCCUUCAACGCCCAGAUGAGCCAAGACAAGGUGUGCUCGAUCUGUAUGGAGGUGGUGGUGCAGAAGCUCGGCCAAUCAGAGCGCCGGUUUGGGAUCCUGUCGUCGUGUGACCACGUGUUCUGCCUCAGCUGCAUCAGGAAGUGGAGACACGCCCCCUUCGCCAACGACGUCGUCAAGGCGUGUCCGGAGUGUCGGGUUCCGUCAGAGCUUGUGGUUCCGUCCGUUCACUGGGUGCAGGACCCGGCGCAGAAGGACCAGCUGGUGGCGCUGUUCAAGAACGCAGUGAGUAAAAAGCCGUGUAAGUUCUUCCUGGAGGGUCGGGGGACGUGUCCGUUUGGAGACCGAUGUUUGUAUCUACACCAAGACCCGUUUGGACGAAGACCAGGACCAGAGCGAGUCCGGAAACAGCUGGGACCAGAGGGGACCGUCAGGUUCAUGAAUAACGUUCGUCUUUGGGACUUUAUCGAGGAGAGAGAGACUCGCACGGCCCCGCCCACUGAUGACAUCACCCCUCAACCCGACGACAUCAUCACGGCCCCACGUCAUGACAUCGCGGCGGCGGCGGCGACAGCGGAGGAGGAGGAGGAGGAGCUGAGCCGGAGUGUGCAGCAGCUCUCCACCACAGACACAUAAUAAAAGAAGAAAAACAAAACGACAAACGCAAAAUCAGACUGUUCAGAGGUCAGAGGGUCAGAGGUCAGGGGGUCAGAGGGUCAGAGGUCAGAGGUCAGGGGGUCAGAAGUCAUAUCAUCUGUGAUCAUGUGACCAGGAAACAUGGAAAUAUGAAAUACUUUGUCUGACUUUAUGACACUAAUAAAAUCUAAAAGUGUUUGAGACGAGUGUGACGCAGUGUGACGAGUGUGUGUGA